AUGAAAAGGAGGCGCCCAUUGGGUAUUUCUAUUGAAGGUUCUCUGCCGGCUGAGCCUUCGGAGGCGGAGUGGGAGGUUGGUAUCACCAAUCUGUUCGGGGAGCCUCUGUCUGAGCUUCGGCGUAAAGGUUCAUUCACCGGCGGAUGCAUAACCGUUGCUGAAUUGAUGCGGCUGUGUCAUAGGUCGCAGGCCAUGGAUACCCAGAAGACAGCGUACUACAUGGCUGUCAUCGGCUCUACCUUGUUGGCGGAUAAGUCCAGAAUUGGCAUGCGACCUCACCCGAUACUUGCCGUGAACGACGAUCAGCAGGACGUGGCCUGGGGUGCGGUGACCUUGGCGUUCUUGUACAGGCAGCUCGGAAUGGCAUCUAGGGCUGGUUGCAAGACCAUUGCUGGAUGCCUCACAUUGCUCCAGACAUGGAUCUAUGAGUACUUUCCCGCUUUCCGCCCUCAUGCUCGCCGAGAAGAUGUGCCAAACAUGACUAGGGCGGAGAUGUGGACACCGAAAAAACCAUGUCGUGAGCUGGACAGGUUGAGGGACUGCCGCAAGGUUCUUGAUUCAAUGACGGAGACUCAGGUUGAAUGGACUCCCUACAAUUCUGCUGCUGGUGCGUUGCUGAAUGAUCACCCACGCACCACCGUAAUCGGGGGUAUCACGUGCUUUGAUGUUGUGGAGGUGUAUUUGCCGGAGCGGACAUUGCGACAGAUUGGGUUCGUGCAGGCUAUUCUUCCAGCUCCUAUUAGACCAGCCAAGGCUGUCCGACCGGCACACGGUUCCCCUAUAGUGCCCGCCUUGUUGAGCAGGGACUUUGUCGGGCUUCUGUUCCUUUAG
This is a messenger RNA of Amaranthus tricolor (Joseph's coat), 831 nucleotides long. Its product is annotated as protein MAINTENANCE OF MERISTEMS-like. NCBI's taxonomy places the organism in Eukaryota, Viridiplantae, Streptophyta, Magnoliopsida, Caryophyllales, Amaranthaceae. The record is from RefSeq and is a predicted model, not a curated record. Gene Ontology annotation, biological process: meristem maintenance; meristem development. The transcript is spliced from 3 exons. The coding region runs from base 1 to 831 and encodes 276 amino acids.